Molecule: messenger RNA, 5840 nt
Organism: Uranotaenia lowii
Lineage: Eukaryota; Metazoa; Arthropoda; Insecta; Diptera; Culicidae
Gene: Usp47
Product: ubiquitin carboxyl-terminal hydrolase 47
Exons: 15
Coding region: 859-4821 (1320 amino acids)
Biological process (GO): protein deubiquitination
Cellular component (GO): nucleus; cytosol
Molecular function (GO): cysteine-type endopeptidase activity; cysteine-type deubiquitinase activity
Source: RefSeq, a predicted model, not a curated record
UUUCGCAUUCUCCUUUCAUCGAUGAAAGCGAACGAACGAACGAAACCCACUUAUCAAAAGACGACGGCAACUUGGUGCUGCUGUUUGUUCGACCAUAUUUUUUUACGGCCCUAAAUACUGGCGUGUGAUUCUUCUAAUUUGCAUCCGCGAUAAAUAAGUGCGAUGAGAAAGUAGUGGCUCGAACGCGGCGGUAAUUUUUUCGCUAUUUGUUGUUGCUAUUUGGUGUGUCGUGUCUGACUGACCGACUGCUGCGGUUCCGAGUGUUUUUGUGCGCGUAGGUGAUCUCGGGUGCGGUUCCCCGGAAACGGAUCCCACCCGUCAUAAGGCGUUUUGCAAUCGUUGGGUUCCGGGUUGAAUCGAGGGUGUGCCGCCGAGUCGUCCCGUUUCUGCUUGGUGCUUGAGUGUGUGAGGGUUUUUUUUUGUGUUCCUAUUAUUCCCGUCAUAGUCGGCAUAAUAGGGUUCUUGAAAGUGCGUGGAAUCGGAUGUUGCAAUCGUUCGAGCCAAAAAUAGCACUGAUUGGAGAGUGGAUGCUGGCCCAUUUGAUUGCCGGAAAUCUCGUGUAGAUACUGGGAUUCGUUUCCCGCUGGAAUUUUGAAGCUACUUGGGAAACGCAUAGUGCUGGAAUUUCGUGAAGCCCUUCAUUGCAUUUUUUUUUCUCAUUAGAAGCAACGAGAAAGAGCAGCAGAACGAGUGGAGUUGUGAAAUAAAAAUCGAAAAGUGCAGAGUGCGGUUGAUCCUAGCAAAUUACGAAAAAACCCACUAACAAACCGGUGCAUUUCGCAAGCGAGCUGUUGAGGCAUUAUCGAAGGAUUUUUCAUUUGAACCUGAAGAAGUACCCGACAGGAUCACGGACCCGCAAUGGUAUAUUCCGGCGCCGACAACCAGGAGAAUAAAGCGCUUUGUGUCAUCCGGGAUCCGCGACAGGAAGCAAAACAGAGGCGAUUCACCUUAACGGUCUACGAGAAGCAUACCGUUGCCAAUCUGUACGAACAUGUGGCCAUAAGCUCGGAUUAUCCAGACUUCGAGCUGCUGAUUGCCCACGGAAACGAUUCGUCCUGCCUCGAAGGGAUCUCUCUGCACGAUAAACGACACAAAAAGUUAGUCGAUGUAGGUAUCAAGUUCGAUUGCCGCAACAAUCUUCUGAUUCUGCCAAUAGUUACAGAUCAUUCAACUGAUAACAUAAAAAUAGACACAGAAAUGUCUUCCGAUGACGAUAUACCAGACUCGGCGAGCCCGGUCGAAUCUUCGAAUUGCAACGUGCCUGCUCCACCGCCACUUCCUGCUCCCCUCUAUGAUUCGCCUCCAAUGGCGGAAAGCGACAGCCCAACCACUUCACGCUUCCGGCGAUGCCCUAGUGGGAGCAGCAAGUACACAUCGUCCAGCAACUAUAGGGGUCUUGUGAACCAAGCAAUGACCUGCUACUUGAACAGCCUUCUGCAAGCUCUGUUUAUGACACCAGAGUUCCGAAAUGCUAUGUAUAAUUGGGAAUUCGACGGGAAGGACGAGAACAAAUCGAUUCCCUACCAGUUGCAAAAGCUUUUUGUAAAUCUACAGACGGCACCAAAGUCCGCGGUCGAAACUACAGAUCUCACCCGGAGUUUCGGGUGGGAUUCGGCCGACGGCUGGCAACAACACGACAUCCAGGAGCUGUGCCGGGUUAUGUUCGAUGCUCUGGAGAAAAAGUUCAAAAACACAAAACAGGCCGAUCUCAUCAAUCGGCUGUACGAGGGCAAAAUGAUCGACUACGUCAAAUGUUUGGAAUGCCGAACAGAGAAAAAACGCGAGGACAAGUUCCUGGACAUACCGCUUCCAGUACGACCCUUCGGAAGCACCGAAGCCUACGAAUGUAUCGAAGAUGCCCUGAGGGCCUUCGUUCAACCGGAAACUUUAGAAGGGAACAAUCAGUACCACUGUGAAACUUGCGACAAAAAAUGUGACGCCCAUAAAGGUCUCAAGUUCAGUAAAUUUCCUUACAUACUAACACUGCACCUCAAGCGGUUCGAUUUUGACUACCAAACGUUUCACCGGAUUAAACUCAAUGAUAAGGUGACCUUUCCGGAAACGCUUAAUCUGAACAACUUCGUCAAUACCACGGGAGAAAAGUGGCCAACAACUGUGAUGACCAAUGGCCAUGGAGCUGAGAUGGUCAACGGUAACGGAAUUGGUGAACCUGCUGUCGCAAUGGAAACAGCCGAAAAUUUCAUGAAAAUGUCUGACGACUGCAGUACCACCGACAGUGGUUCGGCCCUAGAAGAAGAAGGUUCCUAUCAGAACGGAGGAACGUCGGUUUCCUCAUCGACUACAACUCCGAACGAUCAGUUUAUGACACAGGACAUUGACGAAGGCAUCGACAUGGAGCUGAAUGGGGACUGCAAGUCGAACCACUCGCGAGGCAACUUCGAGGCACCGGGACCGUACAUUUACGAGCUGUUUGCCAUCAUGAUCCAUUCGGGCAGUGCCUCCGGUGGCCAUUACUAUGCGUACAUUAAGGAUUUCAACAGUUGUCAGUGGUUUUCGUUCAACGAUCAAAUUGUUACGGCGAUCACCCACGACGACAUUCAGAAAUCUUUCGGCGGCGGUUCGUCCAAAGCAUUCUACUCGGGCGCCUACAGUUUCAGUACCAAUGCAUACAUGUUGAUGUACCGGCAAAUAGACCCGAGCAAAAAUAUUUCACCGAUUUCGGAGGAGGAAUUCCCGGAUCAUAUUAAGAAACUGAUGAUCAAAAUACGCGAAUCCGAAGCGUACCGCAACAAAACGAACCCGGACACGCUCAAGAUCAACGUGUACUUCGACAAUCCAAAGACGCGGGAAAUCAAGAGCUACAAGAUGUACAUGCUGAACGACAACACCCUGACCGAUGCCCUGGAGGAAGCCUACAAACGGUGGGACGUGGAACCGUUUGCCCCGAUCGAACGGUGCCGGUUGGUAGCAUACGAUCACCACCGGGAGGUGAUCGAGAAAAGCUUUGAGGGUCAGGAAAAUAAACCGAUUGAGGAAUUGAUGAAACAGCUCAAUCAAUCCAGCGAAUUGCUUUUGGAAACUCGAGAAGAGCAUGAAGUAUUUGAACCUUACGCACAAUCGAAGACUGGGGUAAUGAUCAAAGUAUAUAAAUUGGAUCCCAUCAGCAGGGAUGUCGAUGGACCUUACUCCAUUCGAACUAGCAAAGAUCAAACCGUACUGAAGUUGAAAACUAUUAUUGCUCGUAAACUGCGACUGAACCCAAAGACGGUUAUCCUGUGUCACAGAAAAUGUAAGGGAGACACUCAGCUGUUGCUGAAUGACUCAAACACUCUGCUUGACGAGGACUUUAUUCAGUAUUGUAAGGUGUUUGCAUCUGUUAACAGCAGUGAUGACGCGAAUUUCACCAACAAGCUUACACAGUUCGCGUUCCAGUUGGAUUGGUUACUUGGAAUCUACAUCAAUUUACCCGAUAUGGAUGCCGAAACUUUGAAAAAUCUAUCUAUCCCUCGAUUUGUGUCGAAACCCUUGACCAAUGGCAACGGUACGGUAAAUGGUAAUUGUCAUGAGUCGCAACUGGCAAACAACGAUAGCAACAGCGAGGACAGCAGCUUAAGUGAUAACGAUCGGACCUUGGUGGAAGAUGAUUUCCAUACCCAGCUGAAUGGAAAAUCGGUAAAUCCACUUCUUGACGAUACUUUGGACCAAGAACCGGAAGGCGUCUUCACUGCUAAGUUGGUUAACGGAGGAGACCUAGACAAAGAUACCGACGACGACGAAGAGGAAUCGUUCGUGGCCGAGUGUAAAAAUAAUGACUACUACUUCAAGGCAGCACCAGUUGAAUACCACAACCCGAAUGCAGAUUCAGGUGCGGAGGAUGACAGCAGUUCGAGCAGCGUCUCCAAUUCCAAAGUUUUGAAGGUCUUGGUAGAUAAACGAGCAAGUCACGGCUAUCUGAAGUAUAAACUGCAAUCCUGUCUGCACGUACCGAUGGAGUAUUUCAAAUUGUUCAAAAAUUCAGACAACAACGUCCAAGAGAUCACCGCACUUAAGGAGGAGCUGAACUCAUACAGUGACGGCAGCCGGCUAACGAUUGAACUUGGACGCGUGCUUCGUAAGGGAGAGUAUAAAAUCAAUCUGUACUAUCUAAACGUGGACAAUCUGGCAGAUGAUGUAGACAAGCUGCCGUAUCUCUGUGAAUGGAUCGUGCGUAAGGGCCAGACGAUUAAGAACAUCAAGCGGGACUUGUUAGUUCACCUGGCCGAUAAGUAUCCCACGAUGACAAUGGAACGAUGCAGGAUGCGGAUGAAAUGUGUCCGCAGCAUAUCGUCGGUGCUGCAAGAUGAUAACAAAAUCGGCGAUGAUGUAACUUUAACGAAUCAUUCCGUGUUGGUCCUGCAAGAAGUCGACGAUAUGGAGAAUGCAACACCUGUUCACAUAAACGAUGUUGUUCUGCUUGUUCGCCGGUGGAUUCCAUCUGAAAUGAAGCUAGAUAAAUUCCAAGAAAUUGUUUUCAGAAAUAAAUGUGAGCUCAGAAAUGUGUUAUCAGAAUUGAGCGGAAUUCCUGAAGAAAAUCUAGAAUACGUGAAACUAGCCCCACGAAACGCGGUGACGACGCUUCAAAUCCACACCGUUCUUCAAUGGACUGCAGACCCAUAUGUCAAUGAUCACUACUCAGGAUUUCAGGAUGGAAAUAUUGUUUACUACAGGGAUAGCACCGAACCAUUGAAGGAACUGACAGCCGAGGAGCGAACCGAGCUCAAUAAGAGAAAUGCUCGGGACAAUUAUGCGGUCUCCUCACCCCGGAAGGAACGUUCGCUCAAGAUCUACAUCGAUGCUUCACCAAAGAAAGCCGAUGAUUGAUUGCAGCAGUUGAUCGUAUUUGCGGCGGCGUGUGAUCGUGAUGGGACAGCGGCAACAGCCCCAAAGACGAAUCCAGAUUGCGGGGACAAUUUCGGUGAAAGUGCCAGUGCAAAGCGAAGAAAACGUUGCAUCUGAUUAAGGCUAAGAAGCAAAAGCCUGAGCCAGUAGAAAAGAGAAACGCGUUUAUAGCUAUAAGUUUUUUCAGUUGAAUAAGAAGUUGCGUAAGUGUUAUUGUGUGCGAAAGAUAGCGAAGAGAAAGAAUUUCACCAAUGAGUGCGAUCUAAGUUCAGAAGUGCUGAAAGUUGCGUAUAAUACCUAUUACCUAUUGUUUCAGACUGAAGUCUGUGGAUAUUUAAGUUUGUUGAAGUGUACAGAAUAUGUUCUCGAUUUAAGUGCUUACAUUGGACAACUAUUGUUUCACCUUCAGUGUGAGCUACUUCACUGUCAUCGUUAUUUUUGUAGCUUCUGUUUAAAUACUGUCACUAUUUCUGUUUGCUAGCAGUUGAGGUCAAACCAAACUCUGUAUAUUACAGUUUAAGUUUAAUUUAAACAAGUGUUUGAAUUUUUGGUUUUCCUAUUUAACAUCAAAUGCAUUCGAUUCCGCGUCCAAAACCUAAGCGCAAUGUACAGAGAAAAUUGUUGUAAGAGAAUCACCCCGUAGAUAUAAGAACGCAUGAAAGCUCAUCAGCAGCAAUUAUUUAUAUCAUAGUAUUGCCUCUGUUGAAUAGCUUCUUACCUUGCACAGUUCAUAUCAUAGUCGUUAAAGGACAAACAGUAACUCUAUACUGAUUGAUGGAAACGAAGUUAUACUUAGUGAUAAUGUUCAUUUUUGUAUUUUUCGGUCCGUCUUAAACACAUCAUUUUGGCAUCCCUUCUUUUGUGUUGAUCUUCGGAUCUUCAUCCUUUUUUCGGUGGCCUCAUUUUCAUUUAUUUUUCAUUUUCAAUAUGUUUACACAAUUAGGCGGAAUAUAUACAUAAACACAUGCAAAGCAACUGUGGAAAAUAAAAAAAAAAUGGUC